AUGGCCGCGGACAAUAACAGAUUUUAUUCCAUGCAGACAGAGGAGCCUAACGGGACCAAAGUCAGAGAGUCAUUCAAGUUUGUGUCGGAGGAGAAGAGAGAUGUCUGGAGGGACGUUGGAGAGGAGCAAGCGGAACCCUCCUGCAGUCUCAGCGUCAGCAAUAUCUCCUACACGGUCAGUGAGCGUGUGGGUCCAUGGUGGGACUUACCCUCCUUCAGGAGGCGAUGGACUCGUCAGAUCCUCAGUAACGUCUCCUUCCAUGUUGACAGUGGGCAGAUCAUGGGCAUACUGGGAAAUUCAGGAUCAGGAAAGACCACUUUGCUGGAUGCCAUCUCAGGAAGAAUUGUAAACACUGGCACACUGUUGGGUGAGGUGUUUGUUAACGGCAGGAAGAUGAAAAGAGAAGAGUAUCAGGACUGCUUCUCUUAUGUGCUGCAGAGUGAUAACUUGUUGAGUUAUCUGACAGUGGAGGAGACUCUGACCUACACAGCUCAGCUGGCCCUGCGGAAACACUCCGCCAAAGCUAUCAAGAAAAAGGUGUCGGCGGUGAUGGCCGAGCUGAGUCUGAGUCAUGUGGCCCAAAGCGUUAUCGGAGGUCGAGUUUUCGCAGGGAUCUCUGGGGGUGAGAGGAGGAGGGUCUCUAUCGCCAGCCAGCUCCUCCAGGACCCGAGGUUGAUCCUAUUGGACGAGCCGACCACGGGCCUAGACAGCAUGACGGCCAAUCAGAUCGUGGUGCUACUAGCAGAGCUGGCCAGGAGGAAUCGGAUAGUCAUUGUGACUCCACCACCACGCUCCGAGCUCUUCAGGGUGUUUAGCAGGAUAGCCAUAAUGAGUCGUGGAGAGCUGGUGUUCUGUGGGCAGCCAGAGGAGAUGGUUGACUUCUUCAGCCAAUGUGGAUAUGAGUGUCCAGAGUACUGCAAUCCCUUUGACACCUAUGUUGACUUCACCUCAGUGGACACACGUAACAGUGAAAGGGAGGCAGCUACCUUCAAUCGUAUGCAUGAGAUCACUUCAUCCUAUCAGAAAUCUGACAUCUACCAGAGCAUGCUGGGAAAAAUGGACCACAGCCUGCAGUUGACAGACAAGCCAGCCAUUCCCUUUAAAAGCAAAGAGUCACCCAGUGGUGCAGCCAAACUGGAAGUUCUGCUCAGGCGAACAUUAAGAAACCUUUCCAGAGACAGGAUGGGUGUCCUGAUGCGUCUGUCUCAGAAUCUGAUCUACGGCCUCUUUGUGGCCUUCUUUGUGAUGCGGUUGGACGAUGAUGUCACCAAAGGCGCCGUGCAGGAUCGCAUAGGCAUCAUCUAUCAGAGCGUUGCAGCUUCCCCUUACACUGGCAUGCUGAAUGCUGUAGCUCUCUUCCCAGCAUUGCGAGCCAUCAGUGAUCAGGAGAGUCAGGACGGUCUGUACACUAAAUGGCAAAUGUUCUUGGCUUACAUCUUUCACAUCCUGCCCUUCAGUAUCCUGAGUGUAGUUAUCUUCACCUCCUUCCUUUACUGGACAGUGGGAAUGCACCCUGAAACCUUGCGCUUCCUGUUUUUCACUGCUGUAGUCCUGGUCCCACAUAUUAUAGGUGAGAUGCUGACUGUAGUGCUUCUAGGAGUGGUCCAAGACCCUAACAUGGUCAACACUGGAGUGGCUCUGCUCAAUAUUGCAGGAAUAUUGGUCGGAUCUGGCUUUCUAAGGAGCACCCUGCAGAUGCCUGUUGUCUUCCAGUGGCUCAGCUACCUGACCUUCCAGAAGUACAGCUGUGAGCUGCUCAUCGUCACAGAGUUCCAUGGCCUCAACUUCACAUGCAGUACUUCCAACCCUUUACCCGGAGCUUGUCUGAUUACUAAUGGCGAUCACAUCAUUGAUGAGGGCUACCCUGGUGCUCUGUCAAGAUAUACACAAGACUUUAUUCUCCUCUACUCCUUCCUCCCUGCACUGCUGUUGCUCGGCAUGAUCAGCUUUAAGAUCAGAGACAAGAUUGCGCGUCACUAAAAUCAAACACAUGAAGAAAGAUUUAAUGUACAGUUUUGCAGUAUGAUUUGAUCCAGAGAGGACAAGGUGUACUAAAUUACUGUGGCUGUUUUUGCACUUGACCUUUUUCUUCAACAUUCAAUGAAUAUUUCAGUGUUAGCAUUUACCUUAAAGUUUUACAGAAGACAGUGUUUUAUGGUUUAAGUAUUGUGGCAAGUUGAAAGAGCUUCUGCUGAAAAUCCCCUUUGAAAAAAUUGCACUAGUGUCAUAUUAAUCAAUUGUAAAUAAAUGUAUAGACGGAGCGACACAUGUGUACAAGAAACUACAAGUUUGACUUAAAAGAUGUGAUACUGUCUGUUAUCAAGUAGUGAGAGUUUCCAAAGCACUUAAGUGCCACCUGUGUAUAGAAAUAAUGUCGACUUCCUUACAUAUUUUGAUUAUUGUAUGUAAUAAAACAAACAUGUUUAUUUUUUGGAACACAUUUUUAUCAGAAGUACACAGUUUCUGAAGUAUUUAGAGAAAAAUACAUGUGGACUAUAAAACUGGUGUAUGAAUUGAAAAGUAUUAACAAAAAUGUUAGAAAUGACUCAAAAAUAAAUACAUAUUUCAAAAUGAAGAUUGUAUUAACACUAAUAUGUCAUGUUUGUGUGUGAACAUGUAUCUGAUUAUCUCUCAUGUGUCCAGCUCCAGCCCUUUCCAUGACUUAGCUGCAUUCCUCUUAUAUUGAUCCAACUCCUGAAAAACAGACACACAAGAAAAGGAGAUGUUAGAAUUUGAUGAAGUAUGAUGAAAAAGUUCAAGUAAUUGCUCAGAUAUUCUUUAAACUAUAACACAGUUAAUAUCUAUUAUUUUUAACUAAUAUUAGCUUUUAU
Notolabrus celidotus (New Zealand spotty) is the source of this 2831-nucleotide messenger RNA. RefSeq names its product ATP-binding cassette, sub-family G (WHITE), member 5 (gene abcg5). Gene Ontology annotation, molecular function: ATP hydrolysis activity; ABC-type transporter activity; ATP binding. NCBI's taxonomy places the organism in Eukaryota, Metazoa, Chordata, Actinopteri, Labriformes, Labridae. The record is from RefSeq and is a predicted model, not a curated record. Gene Ontology annotation, cellular component: plasma membrane. Gene Ontology annotation, biological process: cholesterol homeostasis.